Messenger RNA from Capsicum annuum, 1727 nucleotides. Its product is annotated as E3 ubiquitin-protein ligase AIRP2. Gene Ontology annotation, cellular component: cytosol. The transcript has 6 exons. The record is from RefSeq and is a predicted model, not a curated record. The coding region runs from base 312 to 1052 and encodes 246 amino acids. Gene Ontology annotation, biological process: protein ubiquitination. Gene Ontology annotation, molecular function: ubiquitin protein ligase activity. Lineage: Eukaryota; Viridiplantae; Streptophyta; Magnoliopsida; Solanales; Solanaceae.
GUAUUCAUAGCAGAUUUUACUGGAAGAAGCGUGCGGUGCAAGUCAAAUCUUUUGAGUGAGCAGCAUCAGUAGCUCCCACCACCCCGCUCCAACUACCGACCCCCACCCCUCAACCUCCACACCCCAUCGGAUAAUCUGCAGAAUUCUUUUGAUCCCUUUUCCAAUAACGCCAAAUAAUAACAAACGCUUCACUCAAAACAGUAUAUAAUAAAGUCGAAUAGUUGUAUCCAAACAGGCUUUUUUUUUUUUUUGGUAAAAUUUGUUUUGUCUUGAGAUUUUUUGUUGAAUGGGAGUAUAUAUUGUAGGGGGUGAUGAAGAAGUCUUUUAAAGAUUCACUUAAAGCACUUGAAGCUGAUAUUCAGCAUGCUAAUACUCUGGCUUCAGAUUAUCCAAGAGAGUAUGAUGGUGCUAGCUUUCAGAUGAGACUAUCAUACAGUCCUUGUGCCCAAUUUUUUCUGUUUCUUGUUCAGUGGACUGACUGUCACUUUGCUGGUGCUCUAGGAUUGCUUAGGAUUCUUAUUUAUAAGGCUUAUGAGGAUGGUAAGACAGGCAUGUAUAUUCACGAGAGAAAAGCUAGUAUAAAACAGUUCUAUGGUGCGUCAACUUGUGUGAUAUUUCCCUCUUUAUUGCAACUUCAAAGAGGAAUCACAGACAUUGACGAUAGGAAGCAGCGAGAGAUAUGCGCAACCAAAUACAGAAGACGUGAUGAGACGAACAAAGGUAAGCUGUCUGAAAUCGAAAUAGAGAGGGAGGAGGAAUGUGGUAUUUGCAUGGAGAUGGAUACAAAGGUCGUCUUGCCCUCCUGCAAUCACUCUUUAUGCAUGAAGUGUUACAGAAAUUGGCGUGCCCGAUCUCAGUCAUGCCCUUUCUGUCGAGACAGUCUCAAAAGGGUGAAUUCUGGAGAGCUUUGGAUCUACACCAACUUAUGUGAUAUCAAAGACUUGUCUGCUAUAAUGAGGGAAAAUAUGAAGAGGCUUCUCAUGUACAUUGAAAAAUUGCCCGUCAUCUAUCCAGAUCCAGCACUUGUCUCUUAUCAUGCUCCUCAUUAUUGAUGAUGAAAUCUGUAGGUUAGCGCCAGAAGAAACUUCUCCCGGUGCUGCUAACAAUUCAAUGAAUGAUAAUAGUCUGACCAAAAGUGUCAACUGUGACACUGAUCUAGGUAAGAAUCGUAGUUCAGACAGGCUACCAAGUAAGUGUAAGAAGGCAUUCUUUCUAUAAACAUGUAUAUGUCUAUCUCUAUUUUGUGUAUUUUUUCUUAAAAGAGAGGAGAAGCUAAUCCACCAAGUCCACUGCAGCCAUCUUUAAAAGAUUGCAAUCCAACAGAGAUAAAACCUAAUCUAGUGUUUUAUCCAUCUCAAGGUAAAUGCAAUUGGAAAAGCAAAUAGAUAAUACACGCUCUCAUUGAUGAUCAGUCACAAAGGUAAAUGCGAGCAGAAAAAUUUGUCAUAGAAGUAUCAAUUAUCAAGAGUUGGCCUCACAUCCUACAAGUAGUUUAUUUUUCUUUUCAGCUGUCAAUCUUGGAUUUUAUUUGCUCAUUCAAUAAUUUCUCUUUCCUAGUUUCACAUGAUCCGAGUGGGCAACGUCCUCCUAUAUAUAAUAAUUAGUAGUACUGAAAUUAAGUUUUACAUGAUUUGAGCUGGCAACACCUUCCUAUAAUAAUUAAUGGUAACUUACAUAAAUUUCUGCAUUUUUAAGUGAUAUAAUAUAAAAUUUUGAUUGUUUUGUUA